CUGACGGAAGGAAGCCGGGGCGCUGACAAGAUUCGCAGGGAGUGGUGGUGUUCUUUUGACGGCUAGUUGCAGGGAGUGGUGCUUACUGGCCAGUCAGACGGUGACUGCUCCGGGAAAAGUGGUGGACUGGCACUGUGUCUGGCCAGUCAGACGGUGACUGCUCUGGGAGAAGUGGUGGACUAGCAUUGUGUCUGGCCAGCCAGACGGUGACUGCUCUGGGAAAAGUGGUGGACUGGCACUGUGUCUGGACUGUGAGAUGGUGACUGUUCCGGGAGACGUGGUGGACUGGCACUGUGUCUGGCCAGUCAGACGGUGACUGCUGCGGGAAAAGUGGUGGACUAGCAUUGUGUCUGGACUGUCAGACGGUGACUACUCUGGGAAAAGUGGUGGACUGGCACUGUGUCUGGACAGUGAGAUGGUGACUGUUCCGGGAGACGUGGUGAACUGGCACUUGGACUGGACAGUGAAAUGGUGACUGCUUCAGAAGAAGCAGACUAUGCAGUCACGGAAACAUCGUUGUCACUCUUCCAGCGACUGUCUACAGUGACUCUUCCAGCGACUCUUCCGUGACAUACGAAGAAAACAGGAAUAACAGUUCGAUGGAGGAACACAGCGCAAAUAUGCUCUUUGUGGGUGUGUUAUCGGCUCUUUUGGGCUGCAUGUUGAUGUUUCUGGCGAUGAGACUGGCAGCUUGCCUUCGGAGGUAUAGACUGGUCAUAGAACAACCGCCUGAGCAGCCCGAGCCCUCACAACUCCCGGUCCCUUCAAGAACUCGCUUGGUACAAGCUCCCAUGCUCCCUCCAAGACGCGAGGCACCGUCUCAGCCCACAGUCUCUGAUCAUAGCAUCCUCAUAACCCAGCUUAAUUUCUCCAUCCAACAAAGAAACUACCUGCACGAGCAACCUACUGUCCAUAGGAACCUUCACUCGAACCAGGCUACAAGAACAAUCCACUCUGAACCACUGUCGACAAAUGUUCCAAGUCCCACCAUGGAUCACUACAGACUGUACUCCACAGAGUCAUUCAAGUCUGCUGACCAGCCGGGAGAUUACCACUGGAGCCAAGACUGCGAUGUCUUCCCUUCUCCUCUGUCCUCAUCAAAUUCGAAUUCCGAUUACGAAAACUUUCCCUUUAUCCGGGAAGACAAGACGAACUUGCGGUCACCAAGGCGCAUGGGUUCCUAUGUGGAGCCUGAGGAAAUUGCGGCACUCCACUUGGCGUUAUUCAAAGCCGAAAUUGAACAACGACGGAAAGAUGAGAUAAGAAAGGAUAAGGACCGGCAAGCAGAUGCAAUCAGCAGAAUGAAGCAAGAAGAACUGAAAAAGCAAAGGAGAAAGAGAUUCUAACAUAAAAAAAAUCUAUUUUGCCAAAUAAUGUAUUCAUACAUUAUUAAUGUAUUAAUAAUGUAUGACGAUCAUGAUUUAACAUGAUCGUCAUCACAUACUUCAAUGAAAUUAAUAUUAACAAUGCCUUUUAACUACAAAUCAAAAUGCAUGGAAUAAUGUGAAGACUGGAAUUUUAGGACUCACGCUCCCAUACGCUCCCAUACGUCAGGCUGCGAGCAGCAUACGUCAGGCUGCGAGCAGCCGCGUCUAACAGCCUGGUUGAUCAGUCCAGCAACCAGGAGGCCUGGUCGACGACCGGGCCGCGGGGACACUGAGCCCCGGAAGCAUCUCAAGGUAAGGUAACCCAGACGCACAAACGGGAAUAUAAGUUUGAGAUUGUGGAGGGGACACUAUGGAAGGCUGACACUGCGUGUCCAACACCACCAGGGCCUCGGCAGGAUGUGGACUGACCCCAGGAUGAUCUUAUGUAUCUCUUAUGUAUUUCCGCAUCUAACAUAAUUUAAAUAUAAAAAGAAAUAAUAAUCGAUACCCUCAUCACGGCCCUCGUGGAUUUGUUCAGAUAAUAAUCGGGUUCUGUUGUAUAUAAAUUAGUGAGCAUUGUUAUUUAAAUACCGAGUUUGUUUAGGACUAUGCAGUUCAGAUAUAGUUAUAAUUGGUUGAAUAUGUAUUAAAUAUACUACAAUUCUGUGUAGGCUACCUGUAUACCUGUAUUUGGAGUCAUGUUAUCUCUUAAGCAUUAUCUUCAUGAUGAUUAAUAUCUCAGAUUAUUUGUAUAUAUAUAUUCAUCUGUUGACUUGUUGUAUUCCUUGAGCUUAUGUUAAAUAUACGGAUGCUCUCAAA
Molecule: messenger RNA, 2186 nt
Organism: Procambarus clarkii (red swamp crayfish)
Lineage: Eukaryota; Metazoa; Arthropoda; Malacostraca; Decapoda; Cambaridae
Source: RefSeq, a predicted model, not a curated record